UAUAGAACACCCAGCCUGAUCCUCUUUGUACCCACAUCAAGUCAGAAAGCCAGAAAUACGGUGGAAGAGAUAAGAUGUAUACACGCAUGGCUAGAUAGAUAGACAGAGAUCAGACGCUGUGUACGUGAGCUUUCAGAGGAAAAUGGGAACUGGGUUUUGUACAAAACUGGGAAAAACAUGGGCCAAGGCGGAGAAGGGUUUAAACGACGCCGUUUCUAGGAGUUUCGUCGGAAAAUACUUCAAGUUACAGGCCAGAAAGACUUGCUUCACCAAGGAGCUCCGCGCCGCCACCGCCACGUUUCUCACCAUGGCUUAUAUCCUCACCGUCAACGCCACCAUUGUCUCCGACUCCGGCGGCACCUGCUCCCUAUCCGACUGCACGCCUCCGGGGGGGCCGGACUGCGUUGUCAAGCCGAACUCCGGCUACGAGACCUGUCUCGCGAGGAUCAGAAACGACCUCGUGGUGGUCACUGCGUUGUCCGCUAUGAUCGGCUCGUUUUCCAUGGGUGUAUUGGCGAAUUUGCCCCUGGCUGUGGCUCCAGCCAUGGGCCCAAAUGCUUACUUCACUUACGACUUAGUGGGCUUCCAUGGAACUGGGUCCAUGACGUACGGAACUGGGCUCGCCGUUCUCUGUGUCGAGGGGUUAGCGUUUAUCUUCUUAUCGGCCUCUGGCCUGAGGGCUAAGGUAGCCCGGUUGAUCCCCCAGUCAGUUAGGCUCGCAUUUGCCGCUGGCAUUGGACUGUUCAUUGCUUUUGUGGGCCUCCAGGCCCACCAGGGGGUGGGCCUUGUUGGUCCUGAUCCAUCCACAUUGGUCACCGCGGCCGCCUGCGCGCAUACCGACCCAGUAACCGGCGCGUGCGUCGACGGGAAGAUGCGGAGCCCUACGUUUUGGCUGGGCAUGGUGGGGCUUGUGAUUACGUGUUAUGGGCUAAUGAAGGAAGUGAAGGGUAGUAUGAUAUAUGGAAUACUGUUUGUGACCCUGAUUUCAUGGAUUAGAGGCACUGCAGUUACAUAUUUUCCUCACACCAAGGUUGGUGACACCAAAUUCAACUACUUCAAGAAAGUAGUGGAUUUCCACAGAAUAGAAUCCACGGCUGGGGCCAUAAGCUUUACUAAUUUUAACAGAAGUGAGGUCUGGGUGGCCCUAAUGACGUUAUUGUACGUGGAUGUGCUCGCCACCACAGGGAUACUGUACACAAUGGCUGAGCUUGGGGGCUUUGUGGAUGACAAGGGAAGCUUUGAGGGUGAAUACAUGGCGUACUUGGUUGAUGCAGGGACGACAGUUGUGGCAUCCACGCUCGGGGGAUCUCCGGUUGCAACGUACGUGGAGUCAUCGGCGGGGCUGAGGGAAGGCGGGCGGACAGGGCUGACAGCGGUGAUUGUAUCGUUUUAUUUCAUGCUGUCGUUGUUUUUUACUCCAUUGUUAACCAGUGUACCUCCAUGGGCAAUAGGGCCAUCACUGGUGAUGGUUGGGGUGCUGAUGAUGAAGGUGGUGAAGGACAUAGAGUGGGGUAACGUGAAGGAUGCAGUGCCGGCUUUUGCUACCAUGGUCCUCAUGCCACUGACUUAUUCCAUAGCAAAUGGGAUUAUAGGCGGAGCUGGAAUCUACAUUGUGCUGAGCUUGUAUGAUUAUGUUGUGUGGGUGGUGAGGAGGGCGGCCAAGAUGAGAAGAGAGAAAAAUCAAGUGUCUGCUGCAGGUGGUGGAGGUCAAGAUGUGGAAAUGACUUAAAAUUAAGUUCUUUUUUUUUUCCGGGCUAUAAAUAUGUUACCUUGUAAAUUUAGAACUGGGUUUCCUUUGGCUGUUGGGAAGCUUUGAGGGAUAAAUUUUUCUAUUCUCACUUCCAAUAUUAAAUCAGUUCAUCUUACA
Molecule: messenger RNA, 1867 nt
Organism: Vitis riparia (riverbank grape)
Lineage: Eukaryota; Viridiplantae; Streptophyta; Magnoliopsida; Vitales; Vitaceae
Product: adenine/guanine permease AZG2
Exons: 1
Coding region: 143-1729 (528 amino acids)
Biological process (GO): transmembrane transport
Cellular component (GO): plasma membrane
Molecular function (GO): purine nucleobase transmembrane transporter activity
Source: RefSeq, a predicted model, not a curated record